AUGACAGAGAUCGUCCUCAACCAGAAAACCUCUCCAGCGUCCUCUGGCCGCUGCCACGUGGCGCUGGGAAUGGAGGAGGGCCGCAUCCCGGACUCCGCGGUCUCCGCCAGCUCCUCCUAUGAGCCCAAGUCCGUGGGGCCGCAGAACGCCAGGAUCCGUCAGGAGAAGAACGGCGGCGCGUGGUGCCCGAAGGCGCAGAUCAGCAGCGAGGUGCAGGAGUUCCUCGAGGUGGACCUGGGCCGGCCGCACCUCAUCACCGCCACCGAGACGCAGGGCCGCUUCGGCAACGGCCAGGGACAGGAGUACGCCGAGUCCUUCCACCUGCUCUACUGGAGGGACGCGCUGCAGCGCUGGGCCGUCUACAAGGACGCGCAGGGCCGCAAGGUGCUGGCGGGCAACCGCAACACCUACCUGGCGGUGCGGCAGCAGCUGGAGCUGCCGUUCGUGGCGAGCCGCGUGCGCUUCAUGCCCUACUCGCAGCACACCAGGACCGUCUGCAUGCGGGUCGAGCUCUACGGCUGUCCCUGGACGCAGAGCGUGCUGAGCUACUCGGCGCCGCGCGGCGACCGCUGGUCCCCGGAGCUGCGGCUGGAGGACCUCAGCUACGACGGCGGGCUGGACGGCCGCGGGGUCACGGCCGCCGGCCUGGGGCAGCUCGUCGACGGCCGGCUCGCCAGCGACGGCGGGGGCGGCGGGGGCGGCGCGCAGCCGUGGCGGCCCGACUGGCGGUGGGUCGGCUGGCACAACGAGAGCCGCCACGGCCAGCCCGUGGAGCUGGAACUCCAGCUGGACGGCGCCAGGGAGCUGACGGCGGCGCGCCUGCACGCCCUCCAUCGGCCCGACCACGGCGUCCAGCGCUCGAUGCUGUUCGGGCUGUACCUGCUGCGUGUGUUCGGCCCGUGCAUCCCGGCAGACGCUGGCGUCCAGCACUGGAAUCCAGCGCCCGCCGUCGCAGCUCCAGUACGUGCUGGCGCCACGCUAGCCCACUACGACCUAGGAGUACGGCUCUUCUCUACUGAACUGGGCUUCCGUCGAUCUGGACAGGUGUUCUCUGAGGUGUCGGUGUACCUGAGCCUGGACGGGCGGCACUACCAGGCGGCGCUGACGCGGCGCGUCGCCCCCCCGCCCGGCGAGCCGGCCGUCAACGUCAGCAUCUCGCUGCAGCAGCGCGUGGCGCGCUUCCUGCGGCUGCACCUGCGCUUCGCCGACCAGUGGAUGCUGCUCAGCGAGGUCUCGCUGGACUCUGUGGCCGUGCCGCGCAACGUGUCGGAGCAGAUGCUGGAGCAGAUGUUCUUCCAGCAGGACAACGCGCUGCAGGAGCCGGAGAGCCAGGACUCACAGACUGCAGCCGUGGAGACGUCGCACGCCCGCAAGGAGGUCACCAAAGCGACGAGCGCGGCGGGCGCGCAGCAGGCGUACGUGGGGCUGGUGGGCGGCCUGCUGGCGACGGCGCUGCUGCUGGCGCUGGCGGCGGCCGCCGUGCUGGUGGUGCGCCGCGGCCGCCAGAAGGUGGCGCUGCUGGCGGCCAAGCCGUGCGGCGGCUUCUCGCCGGCGGGCGGCGGCUGCGCGGCGGCGGCGGCGGCGGCGCUGCCCCGGGGGGCGGCCGGCGGCGGCGUCUCGAUGCGCGGCCUGCAGCUGUCGACGCCGCCGGUGCUGGCGCGCGUGCUGGGGGUGGCCGGACACGCCAGGGUGGCCGCCGCCGCCCCCAGGCGCGCCUCCCCCGCGCCCCACGCCGCCGUCUGCAGCCUGUACGGCGGCCGCGGCGACGACAGCGCCAGCGGCAGCGGCAGCAACGGCGACGACAGCGAGAACUCGAGCGUCUACCACGAGCCCUACAAGCUGCUCUCCGCACAGCACGAGUACGGCUGCCUGCUCGCGCCCAGCAAGAGCCACGACUUCGCCGACUUCCCGAGCGCGAGCGUCAGCAGCUUCCAGGAGGAGGCGGCGCGCUUCGCGGGGGGCGCCACCGGCCAGCCGGAGAACUACUACGCCGCCACGGACAUCGUCAAGAGCGGCCGCUGCGAGCAGCACCUGCGGCCGGGCUGCUUCACGACGCUGCGGCUGCCGGGGGCCGAGCCGCCCGCGGACGGCCUCCACCUGCUGGAGUACCCCAGGCACCGCCUGCGGCUCGUCGAGAAGGUCGGCGAGGGCAGCUUCGGCAUGGUGCUGCUCUGCGAGGCGGACGGAGCGCCGGAGCUCAACGGGCUGACCAGCUCCCACAAGAAGAGGCUGGUGCUCGUUAAGUCCCUGUGGCGGGGCUGCAGCCAGCAAACCAGGGAGGAGUUCCUGCGCGAGUGCGGCUGGCUGUCCAGCCUGCAGGACAGCAACGUGUGCCGCACGCUGGCCGUCUGCUCGGCCGAGGAGCCGCUGUGCGCGCUGCAGGAGCACGGGGACCUGGGGGCGCUGCCCUCCGUGCUGCGCGAGCACACGCCGGACUCCAUCAGUUCGAGUCUCGGUCCGGCACACAGCUACGGCUGCCUCAUCUACCUGGCGACGCAGAUCGCGGCGGGCAUGAAGUACCUGGAGGGCCUCAAGCUGGUGCACCGGGACCUGGCCGCCAGGAACUGCGUGGUGGGCCCGGACUUCAGCCUGAAGGUGUCGGACCACGCCAUGUUCUGCUCGCGCUACGACCUCGACUACUACCUGAGCGACACGCAGACCAAGCUGCCCGUGCGCUGGAUGUCCUGGGAGAGCGUGCUGCUGGGCGAGUACUCGACCAAGAGCGACGUGUGGGCGUUCGGCGUGACGCUGUGGGAGACGCUGACGCUGUGCGCGGUGCAGCCGCUGGCGGAGCUGAGCGACCAGCAGGUGGUGGAGAACUGCAGCCGGUGGCAGCUGGACGACGGCCGCCAGCGCUGCCCCGCGCGGCCCGCCGCCUGCCCCCGCGAGCUCUUCGACCUGAUGGCCGAGUGCUGGCGCCGCGACGCCGCGCUGCGCCCGCGCUUCGCCGAGAUACACCUCUUCCUGCAGCGCAAGAACCUCGGCUACGGGCCGUCGCCGGCGCCCGGCUAG
Schistocerca serialis cubense is the source of this 3012-nucleotide messenger RNA. RefSeq names its product discoidin domain-containing receptor 2-like. The transcript is spliced from 19 exons. Gene Ontology annotation, cellular component: signaling receptor complex. The record is from RefSeq and is a predicted model, not a curated record. Gene Ontology annotation, molecular function: collagen binding; ATP binding; protein tyrosine kinase collagen receptor activity. Gene Ontology annotation, biological process: positive regulation of kinase activity; multicellular organism development; cell surface receptor protein tyrosine kinase signaling pathway. NCBI's taxonomy places the organism in Eukaryota, Metazoa, Arthropoda, Insecta, Orthoptera, Acrididae. Bases 1 to 3012 code for a protein of 1003 amino acids.